AGCGGGUAUCAAGAUGAAAUUCAAAUGGUUUCAUAGUCUGGGCGGGCUCGCAUCAAGGUAUCGAGAGAGAGAGAGAGAGAGUGAGAAAUGUUGCAGUUCCCCACAUUUGUAAACAGAUUCCCUUCCUCUUCUUUGAUUCCAUCUUCUCUCCUCAUCCCAUCGCAGCCCCCUCCGACCCAUAACGAGGAGCUGCUCCUUGCCAUGGAGGAGUCUGAUCUCGAAGAGAAGUGGAGUGAUAUCAGGAAGACCAAUGGCACUGUGGUUUGGAUUGGGAAAGUAAAUGUUGAAAAUGGCAAAGAAGAGUUUGAUGCUGAUGCAGAGGACGAUGAUGCUGACAAUGUGGAGGAGAGUGAUGGCGAUGAAUUUGAACAGGAGACCGGAUGACCAAAUUCUUGAAAGUGUGGAAAUGUUCUGAGUUUGUUAUUUUAGUUCUCUCUUAUGAAACUGAUUCUUAAGUAAUGAAAUCAUUGAUAUUUGUGCUUAUUUGCUCUAGAUUUUUUUGUAUCAUGUUAUCCAUCUAUCUAUGCAAUAUAAUGGAAUAAACAUUGCUGGGUUA
Molecule: messenger RNA, 556 nt
Organism: Amborella trichopoda
Lineage: Eukaryota; Viridiplantae; Streptophyta; Magnoliopsida; Amborellales; Amborellaceae
Biological process (GO): regulation of mitotic cell cycle spindle assembly checkpoint
Cellular component (GO): anaphase-promoting complex
Source: RefSeq, a predicted model, not a curated record